AACUGUUUCAUUCAUAUUGUCAUAUUUGCAUGGCCGAUAAGUAACUUUAUAAUCAACAGUAUGGUUAUGAAAUUAUGUCAGUUAAACUAUUAAUGUGUAUGGAUUCGAUACGAAUGCAUUUGAAUGGAUGGAUGUGUAUUAUUUUAGAUGAUUAUGUAAUGCAGAAUUUCGUCCACUGGCGCCGAAUAUAGGUUUCGAAUGUACUGUCAUACGUGAUAAUCAUGUGUCCGGGCAUUACGUCGAACUGUAAACUGAGAGCUUCAUGCCAACGCUGGGUUUCAAAACCACGAAGUGGGUCGUUUCCAAUUCUUCCUGCGCUCAAUUUCGUUUCAGCACCAUGGCCAGUUCUACCAAGAGCAAAUGGGGAGGAUCUUAAAGGUUCAAGGAACCAUCGAUUAUUCCCGACUGUUUAAACUAUUUUUUGUUCGUGUGUGCGUGCCUGCGUGCUCAACAUCAGGUUAAAAUGAUGUACUCGCAAAAAAAAUUGUCUUUAUAGCGAACCCGCCUUCCGUAUCGGCGUGGAUUAAUUUUUCUCUUUGAACACUUCUGACACAAAUUGAAAAUAAUAUAUCUGUUAUAAUAUAUGUCCGUUGUAGUCCCGCAGUAACUGUAAGGGAAAACGAUGCGAAACGCUUCUUGUAGUUCACAACAUUGAUUCUGCGCUGAAAGAGUGUGGCGCUCAAAUGGGGAGACUACAGCCAUACUUGGAGUAGUUUAUGAACGUUAUUGUGGCAACGUCAGGCGUCUGGAAAUCAAGAUGCUACAACGAUACAAACCGAGCCCCAGCUCCAGGAUGUCCUUGGCGUUCUGCGGCAACGAGAACGGCUCGGCGGCGUACAACGUGGACGGCGGCGUGCUGAACAACGGCUGCUUCCUGGACGCGCUCACCGUCGUGCCCCAUGUGUUCCUGCUCUUCAUCACCUUCCCCAUCCUCUUCAUCGGGUGGGGCAGCCAGAGCUCCAAGGUGCACAUCCACCACAGCACCUGGCUGCACUUUCCGGGACACAACCUGCGCUGGAUCCUCACCUUCGUCCUGCUCUUCGUCCUGGUGUGCGAGAUUGCCGAGGGCAUCGUCUCCGACGGGUUCACUCAGUCUCACCACCUGCACCUCUACAUGCCUGCAGGACUGGCCUUCAUGGCCGCCAUUACAUCCAUCAUCUACUAUCACAACAUCGAGACGUCCAACUUCCCCAAACUCCUGCUGGCGUUGCUCAUCUACUGGGUCUUGGCCUUCGUCACUAAGACCAUCAAGUUUGCGAAGUACAACGCGCACGGCGUGGGUCUGGGCCAGCUCCGCUUCUGCCUCACGGGCCUGCUGGUGCUGCUGUACGGCCUGCUGCUCGCUGUGGAGAUCAACGUCAUCACGGGCCGGCGCUAUGUGUGCUUCAGGCACCCCACGGAGGUGAAGCCCCCGGAGGACCUGCAGGACCUGGGCGUGCGCUUCCUGCAGCCCUUUGUCAACCUGCUCUCCAAGGCCACCUACUGGUGGAUGAACACCUUCAUCACCUCCGCGCACCGCCGCCCCAUCGACAUCAAGGUCAUCGGCCGGCUGCCCAUCGCCAUGCGGGCGCUCACCAACUACCUGCGUCUGCGCAGGGCCUUCGAGAGGCAGCGGGGUAAGAGCUCGGUGCAGCCGCAGGGCUCUAAGUGGAUCUGGCGGGCCCUACGCGAGGCCUUCGGCAGGCCCCUCAUCCUCAGCAUCACCUUCCGCUUCCUGGCCGACCUGCUGGGCUUCGUCGGACCCCUCUGCAUCUCCGGCAUCGUCCACCACAUCAGCCGCGAGAACCGCACCAUCCGCCCCCCGGUGAAGCUCCUGGGGAUAUACUUCAUCUCCUCUCAGGAGUUCCUGGCCAACGCCUACGUCCUGGCCGUCCUGCUCUUCUUCGCCCUGCUGCUGCAGCGCACCUUCCUCCAGGCCUCGUACUACGUGGCCAUCGAGACGGGGAUCAACCUGCGGGGAGCCAUACAGACCAAAAUCUACAACAAGAUCAUGCGGCUCUGCACCUCCAACCUGUCCAUGGGAGAGAUGACUGUGGGGCAGAUCUGCAACCUGGUCGCCAUAGACACCAACCAGCUGAUGUGGUUCUUCUUCCUGUGCCCGAACCUGUGGGCCAUGCCGUUUCAGAUAGUUAUCGGAGUGUUCCUGCUGUACUACCUCCUGGGGAUCAGUGCCUUAAUCGGAGCCGCGGUCAUCGCCGUCCUCGCCCCCGUGCAGUACUUCGUGGCCACCAAACUCUCCCAAGCACAGAAAAGCACUUUAGAGUACUCCAGUGAGCGGCUGAAGAAAACCAAUGAGCUUCUGAGGGGCAUUAAGCUGCUGAAGCUGUACGCCUGGGAGCACAUCUUCCGCGACAGCGUGGAGGAGACGCGCCACAAGGAGCUGACCAGCCUGCGCGCUUUCGCCCUCUACACCUCCGUCUCCAUCUUCAUGAACGCGGCCAUCCCGAUCGCCGCUGUCCUCACCACGUUCGUGGUGCACGUGAACCUGUCGGACGACGCCGACCUGUCCCCCGCCGUCGCCUUCGCUUCGCUGUCCCUCUUCCACAUCCUGGUCACCCCCCUCUUCCUGCUGUCCAGCGUGGUACGCUCCACCGUCAAAGCCUUGGUCAGUGUGCAGAAGCUGAGUGAGUUCUUCUCCAGUGAAGAGAUUGGGGAAGAGCAGGACCCCAGACCCACUGCACAAACAAGCUCCACCAACCACAGCAAAUACCAGGCAGUGCCGCUGAAGGUGGUGAACCGCAAGCACCCGGCCAGGGAGGAGUGGAACAGCUACGGGCCUCCGUGCGACCAGGAAGGUGCUGCCCCCCGGGCCCUGGAGGACCACAUCUGCAUCGAGAUAGUCAGCGGAUAUUUCACUUGGACAGAUGGACCCCCCACCUUGUCGAAUGUCGACAUUAAAAUUCCUUUCGGUCAGCUGACUAUGAUCGUGGGCCAGGUGGGUUGUGGGAAGUCUUCGCUGUUGCUGGCGGCGCUGGGAGAGAUGCAGAAGAUCUCUGGCAGUGUCACCUGGAACAGUAAACCGAACCAGGAUUCAGAAGGAGAGGAAAGCCCCACGGAUAAGGACACGGCAGGGGACGGAGACGUCAGGAAAAGGGGGUCUGUGGCCUACGCUUCCCAGAAGCCCUGGCUCCUGAACGCCACCGUGGUGGAGAACAUUAUCUUCGAGAUGCCUUUAAACAAGCAGAGGUACAAGACCGUGAUUGAUGCCUGUUCCCUGCAGCCCGACAUUGACAUCUUACCACAGGGAGACCAAACCGAGAUAGGAGAACGGGGCAUAAUCCUGUCUGGAGGCCAGAGGCAGCGGAUCAGUGUGGCCAGAGCUCUGUACCAGCACACUAACGUGGUGUUCCUGGACGACCCCUUCUCCGCGCUGGACAUCCACCUGAGUGACCACCUGAUGCAGGAGGGGAUCCUGAAGAUGCUGAGGGAGGAGAAGAGGACGGUGGUGCUGGUCACCCACAAACUACAGUACCUCCUGCACGCCGACUGGAUCAUCGCCAUGAAGGACGGGACGAUCCAGACGGAGGGCACGCUGAAGGACAUCCAGAACACGCAGCCCGAGCUGUUUGAGCAGUGGAAGACCCUCAUGCACCGGCAGGACCAGGAGUUUGAGAAGGAGACCGUGGAGGAGAACCUGACCGCGCUGGAGAGGAAGAACCUCCGGCGGGCCAUGUACUCCCGGGAGGCUGGGAAGACUGAGGAAGAGGAUGAAGGUGGCACCCCUGUGUGGACGUGUGGGAUGCCUCCAGCACCUGAUGUUGCUUUUAGUGCUGAUACAGAGGAGGUGUCGGAGAGCGACGAGGAGGACAACCUGUCCCAGGUGCUGCGGCAGCGCGCCACCAUCCCCUGGCGCUCCUGCGGGAGGUACCUGAGCCUGGCGGGGCUGCUCCUCCUGCCCCUCCUCAUCCUCUCCCAGCUCCUCAAGCACACGCUCAUGGUGGCCAUCGACUACUGGCUGGCCCACUGGACCUCCCGCGUCAUCGCCACCAAGAUGGACGCCGCCGGACGCAACUGCACGCUGGGCCAGAGCUGCGGGUUCAGCCACUCCUCCUACCUGCUGGUGUUCAGUGUGCUGUGCUGCCUGGGCAUCGUGCUGUGUCUGGUCACCUGUGUGGCCGUGGAGUGCACAGGCCUGCGGGUCGCCAAGGAGCUGCACCACGCCCUGCUCAACAGGAUCAUACUGGCGCCCAUGAGGCUGUUCGAGACGACCCCGCUGGGAAACAUCCUGAACAGGUUCUCAUCGGACACCAACACGGUGGACCAGCACAUCCCGGCCACCCUGGAGUGCCUGAGCCGCUCCACCCUGCUCUGCGUCUCCGCCCUGGGGGUGAUCUCCUACGUCACCCCCGUCUUCCUCAUCACCCUGCUGCCCCUCACCAUCGUCUGCUACUUCAUCCAGAAGUACUUCAGAGUGGCCUCCAGGGACCUGCAGCAGCUGGACGACAGCACCCAGCUCCCCCUGCUCUCUCACUUCUCUGAGACUGUGGAGGGCCUGACCACCAUCCGCGCCUUCAGGUACGAGGCCAGGUUUCGGCAGAAGCUCCUGGAGUACACCGACGCCAACAACAUCUCCUCUCUGUUCCUGACCGCCGCCAACCGAUGGCUGGAGGUUCGCAUGGAGUACAUCGGCGCCUGUGUGGUCCUGGUUGCGGCAGUGGCCUCCAUCACCAACUCCCUGUACAGCCACCUUUCCACUGGCCUGGUGGGGCUGGGCUUAACAUACGCCCUCAUGGUGUCUAACUACCUGAACUGGAUGGUGCGUAACCUGGCGGACAUGGAGGUGCAGCUGGGCUCAGUGAAGAGGAUCAGCAGCCUGCUGCAGACGGAGCCGGAGAACUACGAGGGUCUACUGACUGCGACCCAGGUCCCCGACAGCUGGCCGCACCAGGGGGAGAUUCAGAUCCAGAACCUGAGCGUGCGCUACGACAGCACCCUCAAGCCCGUGCUCAAGCACGUCCACGCCCACAUCAGCCCGGGCCAGAAGGUGGGAAUAUGUGGUCGAACAGGAAGUGGGAAGUCCUCCUUCUCCCUGGCCUUCUUCCGCAUGGUGGACACGUUUGAGGGGCGGAUCGUCAUCGACGGCAUCGACAUCGCCAAGCUGCCCCUGCAGACCCUGCGGUCCCGAUUCUCCAUCAUCCUGCAGGACCCCAUCCUCUUCAGCGGGACAAUCAGGUUUAAUCUGGACCCGGAGAGGAAGGCCACAGACAGCAUGCUCUGGGAGGCCCUGGAGAUCGCUCAGCUCAAGACCCUGGUCAAGGCCCUGCCCGGGGGCCUCGACGCCAUGGUGACGGAGGGCGGGGAGAACUUCAGCCAGGGGCAGCGUCAGCUGUUCUGCCUGGCCAGAGCGUUCGUGCGGAAGAGCAGCAUCCUCAUCAUGGACGAGGCCACCGCAUCCAUCGACAUGGCAACGGAAAGUAUUCUUCAGAAAGUCGUGAUGACUGCCUUCGCUGAUCGAACUGUGGUUACCAUAGCACACCGAGUCCACACGAUUCUGAACGCCGACAUCGUCAUAGUGAUGAAGCGCGGGAUCAUCCUCGAGUACGACAAGCCGGACGUCCUCCUGAACCAGGAAGAGAGCGUCUUCGCCUCCUUCGUUCGGGCGGACAAAUGAGCUGAGCGGCGGACCUUCAAAGUGCAAUUGUACAAGGGACUUUUAUUUUUUACCCAUGUAUCAUAUUUGUACAUAAAAAUGCUAAUUCUUUAUUAUUAAAAAAUGCACAGUCAUCAAAACAA
This is a messenger RNA of Anguilla anguilla (European eel), 5733 nucleotides long. It is a transcript of the gene abcc8, whose product is annotated as ATP-binding cassette, sub-family C (CFTR/MRP), member 8. Gene Ontology annotation, molecular function: ATP binding; sulfonylurea receptor activity; ATP hydrolysis activity. Gene Ontology annotation, biological process: potassium ion transport; transmembrane transport. The record is from RefSeq and is a predicted model, not a curated record. Gene Ontology annotation, cellular component: membrane. NCBI's taxonomy places the organism in Eukaryota, Metazoa, Chordata, Actinopteri, Anguilliformes, Anguillidae. The transcript is spliced from 41 exons. Bases 758 to 5611 code for a protein of 1617 amino acids.